This is a messenger RNA of Erigeron canadensis, 2080 nucleotides long. RefSeq names its product probable inactive receptor kinase At1g27190. Gene Ontology annotation, biological process: protein phosphorylation. The record is from RefSeq and is a predicted model, not a curated record. The coding region runs from base 99 to 1880 and encodes 593 amino acids. Gene Ontology annotation, molecular function: protein kinase activity; protein binding; ATP binding. The transcript has a single exon. NCBI's taxonomy places the organism in Eukaryota, Viridiplantae, Streptophyta, Magnoliopsida, Asterales, Asteraceae.
CUUCCCCACCACUCCAUCAUACCUUCUACCUUCCAAUUCUAUUCCACUUGUUCUCUUUUCAAAACUCUCUCAUCCCAAAAACCCUAACAAAUAAUCCAAUGCAUUUCUUCACUCCUCCAUCCCUCAUCCUAAUUAUGUAUCUAUUUCUAAUCACACCAACAAUCCACGCUGAAGACGACAUACCCUGUCUCCAAGGCUUCAAAUCAUCACUCCGUGAUCCAUUAUCAUCUCUCACCAACUGGAACUUCAACAACAAAUCCGCCGGCUCCAUCUGUUCCUUCAACGGCAUCAUAUGCUGGAACGACCAGGAGAAUCGCGUCCUCGAACUCACCCCUCACGACUCGUCUCUCGCCGGCUCAUUUCCGGCCGAUUUACAGCUCUGUAAAUCCUUACAAACCCUAGAUCUUUCUGGUAAUAAUUUUUCUGGCCCUAUUCCUGAUAAAAUUUGUGUUUGGUUGCCUUAUUUAGUUGAUAUAAAACUUUCUGGAAAUCAAUUUAGUGGUGAAAUACCUGUAGGGUUAGGUACUUGUCGUUAUUUGAAUAAAUUAGACCUUUCGGGUAAUCGGUUAUCGGGGAAUAUACCUGUUCAGCUUAGUAGUUUAGAUAGGUUGAAUACGUUUAAUGUUGCGAAUAAUGAAUUAUCUGGUGGGAUUCCGUCGAGGUUAGGGAAGUUUGGUUCGGAUAGUUUUGCUGGAAAUAAAGGACUAUGUGGGAAGCCGUUAGGUAGUUGCGGCGGUUUGAGUAAGAAGAAUUUAGCGAUUAUUGUUGCGGCGGGGGUUUUUGGUGCGGCCGCGGCGUUGUUGGUUGGGUUUGGGGUUUGGUGGUGGUUUUUUAUGAGGAAAGGGAGGUGGAUUGGGAGUGUUGGUGAGGAUGGGAACGGGAGGUGGGCGGAUAAGUUGAGGGGGUAUAAGCUUGUGCAAGUUUCUUUGUUUCAGAAACCGCUUGUGAAAGUUAGGUUGGUUGAUUUGAUGAUGGCUACGAAUAAUUUUGGUGAUGAGAGUGUUAUUGUUGGGACGAGGACGGGGACUACAUAUAAGGCGGUUUUGAGAGAUGGGUCUGCGCUUGCGGUUAAGAGGCUUAGUAGUUGUAAGCUUGACGACAGGGUGUUUAGAUCGGAGAUUAAUGGGUUGGGUCAGCUUAGACAUCCGAAUUUGGUCCCUUUGUUGGGGUAUUGUUUGGUGGAAGAGGAGAAGCUUUUGGUUUAUAAGUAUAUGUCAAACGGGACUUUGUCUUCGUUGUUGGGUAAACAGGCGGAGAUGUUGGACUGGCCUGUGCGGUUUAGGAUUGCUUUGGGUGCGGCAAGAGGGCUUGCUUGGCUUCAUCAUGGCUAUCGGCCUGCUAUUUUGCAUCAAUAUGUUAGCUCCAAUGCUAUAUUUGUUGAUGAAGAUUAUGAUGCUCGUAUUGUGGAUGUUGGAUUGGCAAGGCUGAUAAAUUCUGGUAAUAGCCAUCAAAAUCAGAGUAGCUUUGUUAACAGGGAUCUGGGUGAGCUCGGUUAUAUUGCCACGGAGUACUCAAGCACCAUGGCUGCUUCUCUAAAAGGCGAUACUUAUGCUUUUGGAGUAGUGCUUAUGGAACUGGCUACUGGGCAGAAACCUACCAGUGUAACAGCCGGGGGUGAAGGGUUUAAGGGUAGUUUAGUGGAUUGGGUAACCCAGCUUAAUACCUCGGGAGAUUUAGAGAUUGCCAUUGAUAAUAAUCUUCGAGGCAGGGGUCAUGAUGACAAAGUUGUUCGAUUUUUGAGAAUUGCAUGUACGUGUGCUAUGCCGAAUCCAAAAGCAAGAGCGUCCAUGUACCAGGCUUACGAAUCAUUGAAGAUCAUGGCGCAAGAACUAGGUCUACCUGAACAUCAAGAUGAGUUUCCCCUUCUGUAUGACACAUAAUGAUGUUUAAGCGACGGACUAAUAUCAUGUUUCCAGACCGUCACAAAGAUUUCACCCUUAAAAUGUAUACCGAAAACAUGCCUUGUUGUAGAUCCUGUGCUUUCUAUUCUAGCUCUAUUCAUUGGAUGUUUGUCAAAUAUAGCUGUAUUAUAGAUCUAAUACUCCAUUACACAAGAGUGUUGAAGCUAUUACUUCCAUCA